AUGGGCUUUAACGUGCCAAUCAUCAAUCGAGAUUCAGAUAUCUUGAAAUCUGAGAUCAAAGCAUGGACGGAACAGCCAGAAAGUCAAAAAAAAUUAGUUUUAGUCAUUGUAUCAGUAGCUCUAUUAUUGGAUAAUAUGCUAUAUAUGGUUAUUGUACCUAUUAUUCCAAAAUAUCUUCGAGAUAUUCAUGCUUAUGAUGUUGAAUUCUAUGGAUAUCAUAAUGUGACAGAACGCUUACCCAAUGGAACAAUCAUUGUUCGACCUGUCGGAGCUAAAGUUGAUUACAAAGAUGAAGAGAUAGCACUCGGAUGGCUUUUCGCUAGUAAAGCUCUCAUCCAAAUAGUCGUCAAUCCGUUUUCGGGAUAUAUUAUUGAUCGUGUUGGAUAUGAGAUACCCAUGGUAUUCGGAUUGACCGUCAUGUUCAGUUCAACAGCCAUCUUCGCAUUGGGACAUUCAUAUGGAGUUCUAUUCUUCGCUCGAUCACUCCAGGGACUGGGUUCUGCCUUUGCAGACACAUCAGGAUUGGCAAUGAUUGCUGAUCGUUUUUCGGAAGAAAAUGAAAGAUCGGCUGCCCUUGGAAUAGCAUUGGCUUUUAUUUCGUUUGGAUGUCUUGUUGCUCCGCCAUUCGGCUCCGUACUUUAUUCAUUGGCUGGAAAACCUGUGCCAUUCUUAAUUUUGGCUUUUGUGUGUCUAGCAGAUGCCUUAGCCGUCUUCAUGGUUAUACAGCCUGGAAAGAGAACACCAACAUCAGCAAGUGGCGAGAAAAUACAAGGAACACCAAUGUGGCGUCUAUUUAUGGAUCCAAUGAUUGCUGUCUGCUCAGGAGCAUUAAUUAUGGCAAAUGUAUCAUUAGCAUUUCUUGAACCAACCAUAACGACAUGGAUGGCUGAAACAAUGCCAGAUACACCCGGAUGGUUAGUAGGAAUGAUUUGGUUACCAGCAUUCUUCCCUCACGUUCUGGGAGUAUAUGUGACUGUGAAGUUGUUGAAAAGUUAUCCAAGCCAUACAUAUAUGAUAGCUGCUAUAGGAUUAGCAAUGGAGGGAUUGUCAUGCGCCAUCGUUCCAUAUACAGGAAGUGUCUUACAACUCAUUGUUCCAUUAAGUUUCACAUGUUUUGGAAUAGCAUUAAUUGAUACGUCAUUAUUGCCAAUGUUGGGUCAUCUUGUAGAUACUCGUCAUGUAUCCGUAUACGGAUCUGUGUAUGCCAUUGCUGAUAUCUCAUACUCAUUAGCUUACGCAUUUGGACCCAUAAUAGCUGGAUGGAUAGUUACCAAUAUGUCAUUUACUGCACUAAACUAUAUUAUAUGUUUUACUAAUUUGGCAUAUUGUCCCGUCUUAUGGAUUCUUCGCAAAGUUCACGGUUACGACAAUUUGGAGCAAAAACCUGAUCAAACACAAUCAAUUGAAGCUUCUUCAUCAAUCUCUUAUCAAACAUCUUCUGCAACUCAACAACAAUCCUUAACAAAUGGCUCAACAGCAGCACCAAUUCCAUCCCAAGCUGGAUAUGGAGGAACUCAAUAUCAAUAUCCAUCUGGAUAUGAUCCUCUAAAUCCACAAUGGUAG
Messenger RNA from Auanema sp. JU1783, 1563 nucleotides. NCBI's taxonomy places the organism in Eukaryota, Metazoa, Nematoda, Chromadorea, Rhabditida, Rhabditidae. The record is from the annotation of a GenBank genome assembly.